Molecule: messenger RNA, 960 nt
Organism: Stegodyphus dumicola
Lineage: Eukaryota; Metazoa; Arthropoda; Arachnida; Araneae; Eresidae
Product: voltage-dependent T-type calcium channel subunit alpha-1G-like
Biological process (GO): calcium ion transmembrane transport; membrane depolarization during action potential; calcium ion import
Cellular component (GO): voltage-gated calcium channel complex; neuron projection; voltage-gated sodium channel complex
Molecular function (GO): voltage-gated sodium channel activity; low voltage-gated calcium channel activity
Source: RefSeq, a predicted model, not a curated record
AAUAAAGUAUUUCUUAAUGUUAUAUUUACUAAAUUUAAUGUCAUAUUACUAUGCAUCAAUUUUAAAUUAUAUUCUACGUGUGCCAUACUAUUGGUUUUAUCCUUAACUUUGCUCUCUACGUGGUUCGAACGCAUGUGCAUGAUGGUGAUAUUACUGAACUGCGUGACUCUGGGCAUGUACAGGCCAUGCGCUGACGAAGUCUGUGACUCCAACCGCUGCAAGAUUUUACAGCACUUCGAUGACGUCAUCUUUGGUUUCUUCGCCAUCGAGAUGUUCAUCAAGAUCACGGCCAUGGGGGCCUUCGGGAAGAAUGCUUACCUAGCUGAGACGUGGAACAGACUUGAUUUCUUCAUCGUCUUCGCAGGCUCCCUGGAGUAUUGCCUAGAUGUGGGCAACAUCAAUCUCUCCGCCAUCAGGACAGUCCGGGUUCUACGGCCCUUGAGGGCCAUCAACAGGAUUCCAAGUAUGAGGAUACUAGUGAUGUUGCUUCUUGAUACCCUGCCCAUGUUGGGUAAUGUGCUUCUCCUGUGUUUCUUCGUCUUCUUCAUUUUUGGAAUUGUCGGUGUUCAGCUCUGGGCCGGACUGCUUCGGCAGCGUUGUUACAUUGAAUUACCGCCAAAUGUAUCGCUUCCCGGGUAUUUAUCGCCGAUUUACUACGAGAGGGUGAAAGUGCUUAACCCAGUGUCCACUUAUUACCAGAGUCUGGAGGCUGAGAAGGACUACAUCUGCAGCCUGGAGAAAGACAACGGGGUACAUCGUUGCUCAGAUCUGCCCCAGACAAGGUACGCAGGACGUCAGUGCAAUGGCUCCGCUGUCCCUUUCAGUGACAAUGCACCCAGUAACGUAUCCUGCGUCAACUGGAACCAGUAUUACAAACACUGCCGGGCAGGAGAUCGCAAUCCUUUCCAAGGGGCAAUCUCUUUCGAUAACAUCGGACUCGCAUGGGUAGCUAUAUUCCUG